AACAGCCGCGAAGACAGCAGAUCCUCUUACUUGUUUUCUUGUUGCGGAGCAACCGCCACCGUAGAGAGUAAUAGGAGGCGUGAUGGAGGGAGUGAAGCCGGUGGCGAGGAUGGUGCUGGUUCAAGUAGUGUUCGCCGGUGUAAAUAUCUUCUACAAGCUCGCCUUGAACGAUGGCAUGGACAGCAGGAUUCUGGUGGCGUAUCGGUACCUCUUCGCGGCCGCCUUCUUAUGCCCGCUCGCCUUCUUCAUGGAAAGGCAAACGCGACCAAAGAUGACAUGGAGGGUGUUGAUGCUAUCGUUCUUCAGCGGGCUUUUAGGGGGUACGAUAUCGCAAAAUCUGUAUCUAUCAUGUGUUCGUAUUACAUCUGCAACCUUUGCUUCAGCAAUGACUAAUCUCAUACCGGCAAUCACAUUUGUUCUGGCAGUCCUAUUCAGAUUGGAGAGUUUAGCUGUUCUUACUGCGUCUGGGCAAGCCAAAGCUUUAGGAACACUUACAGGCGUUGGUGGCGCCAUGCUCCUCACCUUUUACAAGGGAGCAACCAUUAAUCUCUGGUCCACACAUAUCGAUCUUCUCAGGUCUCAUAACGAUGAAGGAGGAGCUCAACCACAACCUCAACAGGCCUCGGGCAACCAUGUCAUGGGCUCGUUGUUUGCGGUCAUAAGCUGCUUAUCCUACGCGAUGUGGCUGAUCAUUCAGACAAGGAUGAGCAAACAAUACCCUUGUCAUUACACGGGCACAGCGUUGUUGUGCUUCAUGGCAGCAGCGCAAUCUGUAGUUUAUGCCCUCUGUGGAGAUAGAAGUAUGAGCAGCUGGAGAAUGCGGUUGGAUGUGAGGCUUCUUACAACAAUCUACUCCGGGGUGGCGGCAUCAGGGAUAAUCCUCAUAGUAUUGAGUUGGUGCAUCAAGAAAAGAGGUCCUCUGUUUGCGUCCAUAUUUAACCCUUUGAUGCUUAUCAUUGUGGCUAUCCUGAGCACGUUUCUCCUGAAUGAACAGUUGCACCUCGGAAGCGUGAUUGGAUCAGCAUUAAUCGUGGCGGGGCUUUACGCCGUGCUUUGGGGUAAAAGCAGAGAGGCAGCCAAAGUGGAGGAGUCGCCACCGGAGCUCACAGACGUCUUCGUCGUUGAUGCCAGCAACGCCACUGGGUACCAAGAGAAGAAACCAUCCGCCCAAAUAGGAAAUGUACAGACUUAGAGCCAAAGAGUCUCUUUUUUUCUUUUUUCUUUUAUUUUUGUAAGUCCUCAAAAAUUAGACACAUCAUUGUUAUACUGAAUACUAUUAUGGGAGGAACUCCCAAAAAAAUAUUAAUCGAGUUAUUG
Musa acuminata AAA Group (dessert banana) is the source of this 1317-nucleotide messenger RNA. Its product is annotated as WAT1-related protein At1g68170-like. Gene Ontology annotation, cellular component: plasma membrane. Bases 83 to 1192 code for a protein of 369 amino acids. Gene Ontology annotation, molecular function: transmembrane transporter activity. The transcript has 7 exons. The record is from RefSeq and is a predicted model, not a curated record. Lineage: Eukaryota; Viridiplantae; Streptophyta; Magnoliopsida; Zingiberales; Musaceae.